Messenger RNA from Columba livia (rock pigeon), 2655 nucleotides. RefSeq lists its product as uncharacterized. Gene Ontology annotation, biological process: DNA integration. The record is from RefSeq and is a predicted model, not a curated record. The transcript is spliced from 4 exons. Lineage: Eukaryota; Metazoa; Chordata; Aves; Columbiformes; Columbidae. The coding region runs from base 1 to 1173 and encodes 390 amino acids. Gene Ontology annotation, molecular function: nucleic acid binding.
AUGCCGGAGCCGUCCCCGAGUCCCGGAGGAGUACACACUUGCCUAAACACGGUGUGGGACUAUUAUUAUAGAGACACACGUACUCGUAGUGAGUACGGAAAGUGUGCACUCGCGAUUCCGCGAGAAUCAGUAGCAGCAGCUGCGGAAUUAGUGGAAGAAGUUCGCCCACUUGUUCUGGGUCACAAAUUGAUUGUUGCUGUACCUCAUGAAGUUGAACUUUUACUAACCCGAUAUGCUACCAAGUCUCUCUCACCGCAGCGCACACAUCGAUAUGAAGCCAUCCUGUUACUGACUGAUAAUAUCUCUUUAAAACGGUCAAAACCCUUAAACCCAUCUACCCUUCUACCUGAGGUGCACCUUUCCAAUGACCCACACGACUGUGUGCAAUUUGUCACCACUUAUUCUAAAACCAGAGAAGAUUUGCAAGAUGUUCCUCUCGUCCACCCUGACCUUAACCUGUUCACAGACGGAUCAAGUUACUAUCUGCAUGAAAUUGCUGUUAUUUACAUUCCUGCUCAUACUAAACGCCUUGAUUCUUUCGCUCAUGGCAACGCCUUGGCCGACUCUGCGGCGAGAGCGGCAGCAGUCCACGAUGCAUCUCCUGCUACAACUGUGGUUGCUACCCUUCUUCCUUUUCCCAUUGGUCCUGCCCUUUAUGAUGAACUGGAUGAAGAAGAGCUCAACAAAUGGAAACGCUGGGAAGCAACGCAACAGGAUGGCAUCUGGAAACUAGGGAAUAAACCCUUAUUGCCUAUGAGGUAUGUCCUUCCUCUAACUUGCUGGAUUCACGAUCAUACUCAUGGGGGGCCUGAAGCUGUAGCUUCUAAAAUCCAACAGUUGUGGGCAGCGCCUGGAGUUUACAGUGCUGCAAAACGCCUGACUGACUCUUGUACUCUUUGCAAGAAAUAUGGGGUCACAAAGGUCACAAAAGUCCCUGGCAAGCGGCCACCUGUUUACUUUCCUUUCCAGAAACUGCAAAUUGAUUUCGCAGAACUCCCCCCUUCUAUGGGAUAUAAGUACAUUCUUGUUAUUGUUGAUCAACUUUCGCACUGGGUGGAAGCCUUUCCUACUUGCAAGAACGAUUCGAAAAUUGUGGUUAAGACCCUGCUUCGUGAUAUCAUUCCAAGGCUGCCUUUCACACACCCUACCAUCCACAAUCUUCUGGACAGGUAGAGCGGAUGAAUCGCACUAUUAAAGAUCGUUUGGCAAAAGUCACUGCAGGCACAGGUCUCAAAUGGCCUGAAGCAUUACCGCUUGUUUUAUGGGAUCUUCGUACAACUCCUCAUGCUACUACUAAACUCAGCCCUGCUGAAGUUUUGUUCGGGCCAGUUUUGGCAGUACCGUUUACCUUUAUGUCUGCCAAAACUGCCCUCCUGGAAGGGGACAAGGCAGUAAUGCAGUACUUGCUCUAUCUGCAAAACAUUCUUGCUCGGAUCAGAAAUUAUAUGCAUUGGUAUCAAGGAGUGACACCAGAAAUUCAAGAAUUGCGUAACCUAUCUCAGAUUGUUUUACAGAAUCGAAUGGCCUUAGACAUUUUACUAGCUUCACAAGGAGGUGUCUGUACCAUGCUAAACUCCAGUUGCUGUAUGCAUAUCGAUCAGAGUAAGCAAUGGAUGACUUCCUGGAUUCCUGAUCUCGGAACGUUAGUGAAGAAGAUUUUGAUGAUUGUCAUUGUCAUUGUAAUUGUCUUUGUGAUCAUUUUUGUUUUGAUUCAAUGUAUGUCAAUGCUUUGUAAUUGUUGCUGUAAUCUCUUGAAUCAACAGAAGCUUUAUUAUCGUUAUCAGUAAAUUGGGAAAUUUUAAAGAGAAAAUGGGGGACUGUUGUAGGAAAAUAGGAAAUUAGGAUUUUAGGCCUAUAUCAGUGUUAUAAGCUGUGCUGCUAAGGCUGAAAGUCUCAGCUUGUCCCCUGUAUAGUCCUUACCCAGAACCAUGAGCGUGGUUACCUUAUGCUUGCUUUGUACCCUUAGUUAAGACAUUGAUAAAUGCUAUUCUAAGGGUUGCUGAUUUCUAUGCUAGACUGGUGAACUAUGGAUAACAAAUGAGACAGGUGGAACUUCAAAAGAAGCUAGCCCUGCGACCCGAUGACCUGUCGUUCGGUACUUGCUAACAAAGAAGAAGUGGAACCUGCAGACCACUGGAACGGAAGGAACCUGAGGAUAUCGACAGUGAUAGAUAUCGACAGUGAUAGACAGUGAUAGAUUUUGCUUAGUUGCAUAAUACCUGUUAGAACCCUAUAUAAUGACUAGUUAUACUGCUGUAUGAUUGUCACUCUCUGAGGAGGUGCCCCAACGCUGCUGUUCCUGUGAACCUUCUACAAUAAAUACUGCUCAGAGUAACCCACAAGAGUUCGAAUCUCUACCCAGCGCCUACCUACGACCUUUUUUUCAGCCUUCCUGGCCACAAGGGCACAGUGCUGGCUCAUGGUCAUCCUGUUGUCCACCAGGACCCCCAGGUCCCUUUCCUCUACACUGCUCUCUAAUAUGUAAUUUCCCAACCUAUACUGGAACCUGGGGUUGUUCCUGCCCAGAUGCAGGACUCUACACUUUCCCUUGUUAAAUUUCAUUAGGUUAUUCCCCGCCCAACUCUCCAGCCUGUCCGGGUCCCGCUGGAUAGCAGCACAGCCUUCUGGCGUGUCAGCCACACCUCCCAGCUUAGU